This is a messenger RNA of Sesamum indicum (sesame), 1179 nucleotides long. The record is from RefSeq and is a predicted model, not a curated record. NCBI's taxonomy places the organism in Eukaryota, Viridiplantae, Streptophyta, Magnoliopsida, Lamiales, Pedaliaceae.
UACUAAUAAUUGUGGUUAAUUUAUUCCAUUUAUAACAUUUUCUCAAUAAGAAAAAAAUCAGGACACGCGUGGCAAGUUGCUGUUGGCCAAGACUUGAGGACCCAUUUCCACAGCGAAGAUAAGAUUGGAAGAACCUCUAUAAAUAUAUGGUGCAUGAUUCUCACCCUCUUGCCCAAAUUCCCACAAAAGAAAAUUAUGGCUAGAGCUACUACUCUCACUCUCUCACUAAUUUUUCUCUCUUUCUUCAAUGUUGUCAAUAGGAACAAUUUGGCCUCCGCCGCCGCAACCACGGUGGCCGCCGCCGACCCCGCCUCCAGUUUCAUUAGAACUUCAUGCAAAGCCACCACAUACCCCGCCGUUUGCGUUGAAUCACUAUCUGCAUAUGCUUCCACCAUUCACAAAAGCCCGCGACAGUUAGUGAUGACUGCAUUAUCAGUAAGUGUCAAACGGGCCGAAUCCACAAAGGCAUUCGUGGCCAAACUCACCAAAUUUCACGGGCUGAAGCCCAGAGAGCGCUCGGCCCUAAAGGACUGCUUGGAGGAGGUGAGCGACAGCGUGGACAGGCUGAGCAAAUCGGUCCGGGAGCUCAAGAAAAUGGGCCGGGCUCGGGGCCCGGAAUUCGCAUGGCACAUGAGCAACCUGCAGACUUGGGUGAGUGCAGCGCUGACUGAUGAGAGUACAUGCAUGGAUGGGUUUGCGGGCCGGGCCGUGAAUGGUAGGAUCAAGACUUCCAUUAGGGCCCGGAUGACUAAUGUGGCACAGGUGACCAGCAAUGCUUUGGCACUUUGCAACAAGUUUGCGGGAAAGUAUUGAGUGAUAAUGGGAGAAUCUUAAUCCAAAUCAGGUUUGGUCAUACAUAAAUUAAUUAUAUAGUAAAUAUAAUAUAUUUGUCGUGUGAUUGUAGAAAAAAUGAUCGAUCACAUUACAAGUAUAUCAUACUUACUUUAUAAUUUAUUUGGUUGAACUAAACUUGAUAUAAGAUUUUCCGUGAUAUAUAGAAGUAAUGUGGUAGUGUUAUUACAAGUCUAUCUUCGAGUCCGAAGUCUUAGGUUGAGUACUGUUUGUGGCUGGUAAGGUUUGGUUUUAGUGUAUAAUAACUAUAUUUUGUAAUAUAAGUAGAAAGAAAGGGGGGUUUUGUUUAUAAAGCAUUUGAGUUUAAAUCAUCAAUAAUGCUCUUAA